AAACACAAAACACCACAAACUGCAUCGAACGAACCAGCAUCACAUUUGACAGCAUGCACUUGGAAGUGCAUUCAGGAGCUUGGAUUACAAUAUUACAACGAAUUAGGAAAGCUUAUUAACGCUUUAUACGAAAAGCGGACCGGAAAAUUGAUUUAAAGGUGUGGGAAAUAGACACUUUCAGCUUGUCUGGAAUCAUCAGCAAGCCUGCUUGUGUGUGGUAGCAGCAGACUUGUGGUGAUGCGCUUGACAGCCAUAUAGAAAGCGUCCUUCGGAUUUGCAUCUGGCAAAGCUGCGUUGUAAUUGUACAAAAAUUCGGAGUAAAAUUCAUCUUUUAUUUGAUAGACCAAACAAAACACAAAAAUGGCUCGCGGUCACCAAAAGAUUCAAUCGCAACAGAAGGCACAGGAAAAGGCGGCCAAGCUAAAGAAGCAGCAGGGCCACGGUUUGAGCGAUCAGAUGAAGGCGGCCCAGAAGGCGCUCGUGUUUUCCUGUGCCGUGUGCAAAUCCCAGAUGCCCGAUCCCAAAACGUACAAGCAGCACUUCGAAAACAAGCACCCCAAAAACGAUCUCCCCGCGGAACUGAAAGCUGUUUAACGGACCGAGCGAGCCAGCAGAGCGCUCCGCUUAUCCGAGAGGUUCGAUUCCGUGAAUUGCUUCAACGAUGGUGCAUUUUUCCCGAUCUAGUGCACGUGUGCAUGUAAAUACUGCGUUCCGGCUUGAGAUUAUUUCCUCCACUUUCCACACACAUACACAAACACACAAAAUAGGCGCAUUUAAGUUAGCACAGAGACGAUGAUCCGGAACGGUGCGUUACUUCCACGAUGUAAAUAGAUGGAAAGCGUUGGUGCGAUUUCUUCAGAUUACAUUUGUUUCCAAGCGAUUUUCACCAUUACCUGACCGAAACGAGUAUAAAAUAAAAGGACUAAUUGUAUACACAA
This is a messenger RNA of Anopheles stephensi (Asian malaria mosquito), 938 nucleotides long. Its product is annotated as zinc finger protein 706-like. Lineage: Eukaryota; Metazoa; Arthropoda; Insecta; Diptera; Culicidae. Bases 361 to 594 code for a protein of 77 amino acids. The transcript has 2 exons. The record is from RefSeq and is a predicted model, not a curated record.